UCGUCCUUCGAUACGAACUAAGCUAAAGCUCCCUUUCCUCUUCUGUUCUGACUUCGUUUCCUUCGUCUUCCUCGUUUCUUCCGCCGAGCCUUCUUCCUUCGAGCUCCCUUCUCUGCGCUUCAGCUACUGCAUUACCGCGCGGGAACACUUCUCGUCUCUCUAUCCGACACGCUUCACUUGUCGAUUUCGUUGAUCCUUGUCGGCGGAAGCGGAAAUGGCUCAGGUGGUGGCUACCAGGUCGAUUCAGGGCUCGCUGUUGCGUUCUAACUGUGGAUCUGUGUCUGACAGACCGGAUAAGCUUCUGAAACCUGCGGGCUUUUCGUGGAAGGUUCUGGAGAGAGAAGAGAAGGGGAGAGGAAGAGCCGCUGUGCGGAACAGAAAAGUGAAUGCUGUUGUGAGAUCCGCUCGUGUCGAGGCUGAUGUUAUUCCGGUGUCCCCGGAGGAUGUCCCGCAGAGAGAGGAGCAACUGGAGAGGUUGUUGGAAAUGCAGCAAUUCGGUGACACUUCGGUAGGGAUGUGGUCCAAGCCGACGGUGCGGAGGAAGACGAAGAUCGUUUGCACCAUCGGUCCUUCUACCAACACAAGGGAAAUGAUAUGGAAGCUAGCUGAAGCUGGGAUGAAUGUAGCUCGGUUGAACAUGUCUCAUGGGGACCAUGCUUCGCAUCAGAAGGUUAUCGAUUUGGUUAAAGAGUACAAUGCACAGUCUAAAGACAACACCAUUGCUAUCAUGCUUGACACCAAGGGCCCAGAGGUUAGAAGUGGAGAUUUGCCGCAGCCUAUUAUGUUGGACGCGGGUCAAGAAUUCACUUUUACGAUUCAGAGAGGAGUCAGCACGGCAAAUUGUGUCAGUGUUAACUAUGAUGAUUUUGUCAAUGACGUGGAAAUGGGUGAUAUGCUACUCGUUGAUGGUGGUAUGAUGUCAUUGGUUGUGAAGUCUAAGACUAAGGAUUCAGUCAAAUGUGAAGUUGUUGAUGGAGGUGAACUUAAGUCAAGGAGGCACCUCAAUGUCAGAGGGAAAAGUGCAACAUUGCCUUCGAUCACUGAGAAGGAUUGGGAGGACAUCAAAUUUGGAGUGGAUAACAAAGUGGACUUCUAUGCUGUUUCCUUUGUCAAAGAUGCUCAAGUUGUACAUGAAUUGAAGAAUUACCUUCAAAGCUGUGGCGCUGAUAUACAUGUGAUCGUAAAAAUUGAAAGCGCAGAUUCGAUACCUAAUUUGAAUUCAAUUAUCACAGCAUCAGAUGGGGCAAUGGUUGCCAGAGGUGAUCUUGGUGCGGAGCUUCCUAUCGAAGAGGUCCCAAUUCUUCAGGAGGAGAUUAUUACGCUAUGUCGUAGCAUGGGAAAAGCUGUAAUUGUUGCAACCAACAUGCUCGAGAGUAUGAUCGUUCAUCCAACUCCAACACGGGCAGAGGUCUCGGACAUUGCAAUUGCUGUUAGAGAAGGUGCUGAUGCAGUGAUGCUUUCUGGAGAAACUGCUCAUGGGAAGUUCCCAUUGAAAGCCGUGAGAGUGAUGCACACAGUGGCUCUACGUACAGAAGCAACCAUUGCUGGUGGUGAAAUGCCGCCUAAUCUUGGGCAAGCCUUCAAGAACCAUACCAGUGAGAUGUUUGCAUAUCAUGCUACCAUGAUGUCAAACACUCUUGGAACUUCAACUGUUGUCUUUACAAGAACUGGUUUCAUGGCCAUUUUAUUGAGCCACUAUCGUCCUUCUGGCACGAUUUUCGCCUUCACAAAUGAGAAGAGGAUUCAACAAAGACUAGCACUGUAUCAGGGAGUAUGCCCCAUAUACAUGCAGUUUACAGAUGAUGCCGAAGAAACCUUUGCAAAAGCUUUGGAUGCAUUGGUGAAGCUGGGAAUGGUGAAGAAGGGAGAGGAAAUAGCGAUAGUGCAGAGCGGGAGGCAGCCGAUAUGGCGGUCGCAGUCCACUCACAACAUCCAAGUCCGCAAAGUUUAGCAUCCGGCUGACUGAGUGAUGGAUGGAUCGAUCGAUAAGUAGAAACUUCUUUCCAUCUAUAAGAAACUUUUUCGCUUCUGUUUUCCUGUUCUCUUGUUUGUUUCCUGUCUGAAUUUCUUCGUCCUGAGUUAGCUAGUUAGUUUGUUGCUUCCUUGAGACAAAAAAGAAAAAAAAAACGGCAGAACUUGGCAGUGUUUUAUGUUUUUUCUUCUGCUCCAAAUCCCAGAAAACGAGUUUUUCA
Tarenaya hassleriana is the source of this 2192-nucleotide messenger RNA. Its product is annotated as plastidial pyruvate kinase 2. Lineage: Eukaryota; Viridiplantae; Streptophyta; Magnoliopsida; Brassicales; Cleomaceae. Gene Ontology annotation, biological process: glycolytic process. Gene Ontology annotation, cellular component: chloroplast stroma; cytoplasm. The coding region runs from base 215 to 1951 and encodes 578 amino acids. The transcript is spliced from 13 exons. The record is from RefSeq and is a predicted model, not a curated record. Gene Ontology annotation, molecular function: pyruvate kinase activity; potassium ion binding; magnesium ion binding.